UGUGAUUUGUGAUUUGUCAAAUAUUUCUGAUAACCGAAUGGCAGGCCAAAGCAAAACCAGAAAUUAAAAGAAAUUACUGAUUUUUCAAUUAAGCCGUAUUCUAUUUAACUGGAAAUAUGUCGACCAAGAACAAGAAGGCCGCCGGUGGCAAUGGAGGGGCGCCGAAACAAACCCGCCAGCAGUCGCACGACUCGCAGGACUACAGUUCCUUCAAGACAGUGCUCUUCUACUGCAUGCUCAUCGUUUUCCUGCCCGUGCUGACCUUCUUCGUGCUGAAGGGCUUCGUUCUGGAUCAAUUCCUCGACAUUUCCGAAGUUAAAGUGAACAUAGCAUCCGCCGUGGGAGCGGUCGUUGCAUUGCACAUCGCCCUGGGCCUCUAUAUUUACAGGGCCUACUUCGGGGCUCCCGGUUCCAAGGCCUCAAAGACGGACUAAUCCUCAUCUACCCCGGACUGUUACCCCAUUUCCAUUAACUUUAAGUCGGUAGAGCACUCUUGUACAUACAUGCUAUAUACAUGUACAUAUACAUACAUAGAUACAAUUGUUUACAUGCCAGCGAGGGAGAAGAAAGUCGCCUGUAAACCGUGUGUAAUCGUUUUCAUUGCAUAAGUUUCGAUAACAGCGUGGAAAACGUGUUGUGUAGUGUUCUGUGUGCAUAAUUUGUAUUAAAAAUAUACAUAAAUAAGUGAAA
Messenger RNA from Drosophila teissieri, 690 nucleotides. RefSeq names its product vacuolar ATPase assembly integral membrane protein VMA21 homolog. The transcript is spliced from 2 exons. Gene Ontology annotation, biological process: vacuolar proton-transporting V-type ATPase complex assembly. Bases 117 to 434 code for a protein of 105 amino acids. NCBI's taxonomy places the organism in Eukaryota, Metazoa, Arthropoda, Insecta, Diptera, Drosophilidae. The record is from RefSeq and is a predicted model, not a curated record. Gene Ontology annotation, cellular component: endoplasmic reticulum membrane.